CGACACACAUGGCUCUGUGCUCUCUAUUUCGGUCUCUCUGGUCUGACCACAUAAUGACAGGCCUUCAGUGUAUUAGAGGACUCGGCCCAUGUGUCCUCUCCCAGUUGCCUCCCUCUUCAUUGGCGCAUAUAAGUGCCGCACUGGGAACGGUGGGGGGGGGGAGCACUGUUGGAACCAGGCACUAGCAUCUGGAGGUCUACAUAAAGGCACCAGUGCACACAGAGCUGGGCUUCUCCUAUCUGAGUGUAGCCAUGGACAACCACUCGUACAACUUUCCCUCUGACUGCACCCCACUCACCAACUGUAAGUCUGCCCGUAAGCCGGCUGGAUCCACUGUGGUCAACAUGGGCAACACCGGCAAGAAUCCUCCCAAAGACUACCUCGUCUGGUCGCUCUGCAACACCUUGUACGUUAACUUCUGCUGCUUGGGAUUCAUGGCGCUUAUCUACUCCAUUAAGGCCAGAGACCAGAAGGCUCAGGGCAACCUGCAGGUGGCUCAGGAAUGUUCAGACAAGGCCAAGUGGUACAACAUCCUGGCAGCCGGCUGGAACCUGCUGAUCCCACUGCUGGCCAUCGUCCUACUGGUCCUUCUGCUGGUCCACCUUGGCUCUUCCAAGGGUUCCUAUGACUUCUUCGGCGAGGACGGCUUCCAGAACUUCAUGAAACUGUUCAGCUGGUAGAUGGUGGCCUAUGAAGACCAUGAGAGAGAAU
Messenger RNA from Thalassophryne amazonica, 711 nucleotides. Its product is annotated as interferon-induced transmembrane protein 5-like. Lineage: Eukaryota; Metazoa; Chordata; Actinopteri; Batrachoidiformes; Batrachoididae. Gene Ontology annotation, cellular component: plasma membrane. The transcript is spliced from 2 exons. The record is from RefSeq and is a predicted model, not a curated record. The coding region runs from base 252 to 680 and encodes 142 amino acids.